Messenger RNA from Bicyclus anynana (squinting bush brown), 1317 nucleotides. RefSeq names its product 28S ribosomal protein S29, mitochondrial (gene mRpS29). Gene Ontology annotation, molecular function: structural constituent of ribosome. Gene Ontology annotation, cellular component: mitochondrial small ribosomal subunit; mitochondrial ribosome. Gene Ontology annotation, biological process: apoptotic process. The record is from RefSeq and is a predicted model, not a curated record. The transcript has 8 exons. Lineage: Eukaryota; Metazoa; Arthropoda; Insecta; Lepidoptera; Nymphalidae. Bases 157 to 1272 code for a protein of 371 amino acids.
UUUACUGUCAUCAAGUGUCAGUGUCAGCGCAGAUGAAAUUUUUAGGUUAUAAUUAUACAAAUACAAAUAAUUUCAGAGUUAUUGAGUUUUGAAGGAUUUUUACUUUAGUUAUAAAAAUAAUAUAAGAAGUGCAUUUCAUAACUAAUCACGCUGACGAUGCUAUCACGUAAUAUAAGAUUAUUAAGCCGAAGAUACUCUCAAGCGGUUACAUUCAGAACAACUGAAUCUUCACCUACACAGCAAAAUGAAAAUCAAGUAGGCUUAUUCUACACUAUGAACAAUGAUGUAUGCAAGCAACUGUUUGCCCACGGCGGUUUGCCAAAGAGCUUCAUGAAGCAGACAAAGACUUUCACAGAGACUGCACUGAUGGUCCGGCUUCCAGCUCUUGAUAUCAUUGACUGCAUUAAGGUCACAGACUUAAACAAACCAGUUGUCAGAUAUGUGCUAUAUGGUGAAAAAGGAGCCGGAAAGUCAUUGACGCUUGCUCAUUUGUUGCAUUUUGCACAUGAAGAUGGCUUUUUGAUUGUACAUAUACCUUGGGUGUCGGAUUGGCUGCGAAGACUACCUAGGGACAAAGAAAUGUCCAACUCACAAAGUCGGGAAGGCUUUGUAGACAUACCCCUCGAUGCUGCCGCUUGGCUGUUACACUUUAAAAUGCAGAAUCAAGUGCUAUUGAAAACAGGUGAUUUGAAAACGUCGAAGGAGUACGUGUGGAGCAAGCGCGAGAGCACGCCCGCUGGCGCGCCGCUGGCCGAGCUGGUGGAGCACGGGAUCGCGCGCGUCAAGUACGCCUGUGACGUCAUCGAUGUGCUCCUUAAGGAGAUUAAACUGCUUUCUAACGCCAAAAAAUGCAAGACUUUUGUAGCAAUAGACGGCUUCAACAGUUUCUUCUACCCGCUAACGCGUCUCAGCACACCAACUAAGAAGAAGGUAGCGCCGGAAGAAGUCAGCCUCACCGCGCCAUUCAUGGAGAUCACUAAAAAUGACUGGACUAAUGGUGCCAUAGUAGUGACUACAGAUCAACUUGCUGUACCUGAGGACAGACAAGAGAACUACUUGCCCAAAUAUUUACUUUAUCAAAAGGGUUUUGAGCACCUAGACCCGUUUGUGCCAAUGGAAAUAGGCAGAUACACCGAGAGAGAGUUCUUGUCGUGUGCCAGCUACUACAGAGACAGGCUCUGGUUGCGAGGGCCUCCUGAGCUAGAAAGUGAACUCAAACUGGCCAGUGCUUGCAAUCCUUACAAUUUUAUGGAGCUGUGUGCGCCUUUGUAAUUAGUCUUUAUUAGUUAUUAAAUAAUGUGUAGUUAAAUUAUUAAA